UGCUCUCUCUCUCUCUCUCUCUCUCUCUCUCUCUCUUCUGUUGAAAUCCGAGAGCCGUUGACGCCAUGACAGGGCGGAGAGAGAGAAGCUCCGGUCCGUCGAUCCGGGGGUCCCGGAUCGCAGUGGCGGUUGGAAUCGGUAUUUCCCUCGGUUGCGUCUUCGCGUUUCUCUUUCCCCACGGCUUCUUCGGUUCCGAUCCGCCGCGGGAGCACCAAAACUCCAAGUUCGCCCUACAGGUUAACUCGUCCCCAUGUGACACACCUGAACGGAUUAACAUGUUGAAGUCAGAGAUAGUUUCAUUGUCGGAGAAGAAUGCAGAAUUGAAAAGGCAGAUCCGGGAUCUCAAUAUGAAGUUUCAGUUGGCUGAGCAAGGGAAGGAUCAGGCGCAAAAGCAGUUUCUGGUGUUGGGAGAACAGCAUAAAGCGGGGCCUUUUGGUACCGUCAAGGCUCUAAGAACCAAUCCGACUGUCCUUCCUGAUGAAUCCGUGAACCCAAGACUGGCAAAGAUACUUGAGAAAGUGGCUGUGCAGAAAGAGCUUAUAGUCGCAUUGGCAAAUUCAAACGUGAGAGAAAUGUUGGAGGUUUGGUUCAGGAACAUCCAGCGAGUGGGCAUACCAAAUUAUCUGGUCGUAGCUUUGGACGAUGAUACAGAGAAUUUCUGCAAAUUGAAGGGAGUCCCGGUCUACAGAAGAGACCCCGAUGCAGGUGUCGAUUCCGUUGGGCAAAUGGGUGGCAACCAUGCUGUCUCAGGGUUGAAAUUCCGCAUCCUGAGGGAGUUUUUGCAGCUUGGUUACAGCGUCCUCCUCUCGGAUGUCGAUAUAGUGUAUUUACAGAAUCCAUUCAAUCAUCUGCAAAGGGAUUCAGACGUGGAAUCCAUGACCGAUGGUCAUAAUAACAUGACAGCUUAUGGAUACAACGAUGUCUUCGAUGAACCUAAGAUGGGUUGGGCCCGAUAUGCUCAUACAAUGCGCAUAUGGGUUUACAACUCCGGAUUCUUCUACAUUAGGCCUACAAUCCCAUCAAUUGAGCUUUUGGACCGUGUCGCUGAUCGGCUUUCCCGGCAGCCCAAGUCAUGGGAUCAAGCAGUGUUCAACGAGGAGCUCUUCUACCCGUCACACCCAGGUUACGAUGGGCUCCAUGCUUCCAGGCGAACCAUGGAUUACUAUCUAUUUAUGAACAGCAAAGUCCUGUUCAAGACUGUGAGGAACGAUGCUAACCUCCGCAAGCUAAAGCCGGUGAUCAUUCACGUGAACUACCAUCCAGAUAAGCUGCCGAGAAUGAAAGCAGUCGUGGAAUUUUAUGUGAAUGGCAACCAAGAUGCACUGAAACCUUUCCCUGAUGGUUCAGAGUGGUAGAAGAUUACAUUUCAGUUGCCACAUGCUAGAGUUUGUGGGCUUUUGCUCUUGAUACUCCAGAAGCGUUCAAAGCUUAUCGGAUUUCACCUUUUCUGACAGCGUUGUGAGCUCUAUCUUUCAAUUCCCACCUCACUUGAGAUUUGAAUUCUCCUAUGAAUUGCAUUACGCUGGAAUAACUUGCGUUACUCCAUGUAGCAGUUUGGUCAGUCCUUAGACGAGUUUUUACCUUCGAUUUACUUGUACUGCAGGAAGGUAUGUUGUAUCAUUUCCAGUCUGUAUUGAUACUGCUUGAACGUAGCUGUUUUGGGUUGGCACCUCAA
Magnolia sinica is the source of this 1675-nucleotide messenger RNA. RefSeq names its product arabinosyltransferase RRA3-like. NCBI's taxonomy places the organism in Eukaryota, Viridiplantae, Streptophyta, Magnoliopsida, Magnoliales, Magnoliaceae. The record is from RefSeq and is a predicted model, not a curated record. The coding region runs from base 66 to 1355 and encodes 429 amino acids. Gene Ontology annotation, molecular function: glycosyltransferase activity. Gene Ontology annotation, biological process: root hair cell development. The transcript has 2 exons.